Dichomitus squalens LYAD-421 SS1 is the source of this 192-nucleotide messenger RNA. RefSeq lists its product as uncharacterized. NCBI's taxonomy places the organism in Eukaryota, Fungi, Basidiomycota, Agaricomycetes, Polyporales, Polyporaceae. The transcript is spliced from 3 exons. The record is from RefSeq and is a predicted model, not a curated record. The coding region runs from base 1 to 192 and encodes 63 amino acids.
AUGCCGGGCCUUGUCGCAGACGCCACUCGCAUCUGGGAGCUCAACCUCUACUGGCCACUCCACGCGCAAUGUGGAGUCUGGGACCCUAAAGGCAAGGGCGUCGACGUAUGGGAGUGUAUCCGUCCGCACCAUUCUACGCCGGGCACCCAGCCCCCAAACAAUCUCUACUGGCGCUAUGUCGCGCGUAGAUGA